Molecule: messenger RNA, 915 nt
Organism: Colletotrichum abscissum
Lineage: Eukaryota; Fungi; Ascomycota; Sordariomycetes; Glomerellales; Glomerellaceae
Exons: 5
Coding region: 1-915 (304 amino acids)
Molecular function (GO): riboflavin reductase (NADPH) activity; biliverdin reductase [NAD(P)H] activity
Source: RefSeq, a predicted model, not a curated record
AUGCGCUCCAAAAAACUCCGUGUCGCAGUGAUAGGCCCCAAAGGUCAAGCAGGAAGCUGUGUUGUCGACGAGCUCCUCACGCGAGGCCACGCCGUCGUCGGCGUCUCCCGCAACCCCCCAAAGCAAUGGAACCACGGCACCGGCGACGGAUCAUACACCUCGACCUCUGUCGACAUCUACACCGAGCAGAAGAAAGUCAUCGACAUCUUCUCGUCAGACUUUGACGCCAUCGUGUGCGCCUAUGGGCCCAGCUUGGCGAACCUGGAUACCGUAUACGAGGACGGCGUCGAGGCGCAUGGGAGGAUCAAGACUGCACUGUUGGCUUCGACGCACGAGGGCCCUUUUAUUAUUGUUGGUGGAGCGGGAUCUAUUCACGUCGCAAGCCGUCUUCAACUUACAGAUCAGAAGGACUUUGCGUAUAGCUGGUGGUGGGCAUGGCCCGACGAGCACCUCGACUAUAUGACCGCGCGAGGCCUGGACCACGGAAGCCGGUUCAUAAGCUUAGUUGCCGUCUUGAUGAAGUGGAGCAGAAGUCACAUCCAGCAACCGAGGUCCUACUCCUGGCUUCUGAGACCGGUCACGUAUCUAGUCCAACGCUGGCUCAAACGCUGCAUGACGGACAGGAAGACCAUCGCUCUAAUCACCAUGUGUCGGGUGGCCUUCACGAUGUGGAACGGCGUCACUGAGAAGUCGUGGACCUUCCUCUCACCUCCAGGUCUCUUGCGUGAUAAAGGUGUGCGGACUGGAGAGUACAAGAUCUUCAUCGACACGCCCGAGAACCCGGCGGCAGAGGCAGCGGAGAAUGGAAUCUAUAAUGAGGAUAUGGCGGUUGCCAUCGUUGAUGAGGUGGAGAAUAACAAGCUUGCGUUCAAGCAUUGGAGCUGUACGGGCCUUAUCGGGCUGCGUAAAUGGUAA